Molecule: messenger RNA, 381 nt
Organism: Ostreobium quekettii
Lineage: Eukaryota; Viridiplantae; Chlorophyta; Ulvophyceae; Bryopsidales; Ostreobiaceae
Source: the annotation of a GenBank genome assembly
AUGCCUGCAUCAGUUUCUGCGCCCACCGAUCGUCUGAAGGAGGCAACAUCGUACAUGCAGUGGCUUGCGAGUGUGUCAAAGGAUCCAGGAACAAGCACAAGUGAUCAAGGGGGAAUGAACCUUGGAUACAUUGGUGGCAAGGAGGUACUGGAAGAACACCAGCCUGCACAAUUUGUCCAGCUACAGCAGCAGGAUAGAUGGCCAGGUGGGACGCCACUGAAGACACCACAAUGGAAGCACACACGAACAAUCUGUUGCCACUCUACAGGAAAGGGAAACAUGGAGGCAGAGGCAGUUGGAAGUGAUCAGCCCUGCAUCGACACCAACACAGAACUACUGCACAAGAAGUAUGGCAGGACUCAGGCACCACCAAGUGGGUGA